Penicillium odoratum is the source of this 828-nucleotide messenger RNA. RefSeq lists its product as uncharacterized. The record is from RefSeq and is a predicted model, not a curated record. Lineage: Eukaryota; Fungi; Ascomycota; Eurotiomycetes; Eurotiales; Aspergillaceae. The transcript is spliced from 2 exons. Gene Ontology annotation, cellular component: cytoplasm; nucleus. The coding region runs from base 1 to 828 and encodes 275 amino acids.
AUGCAUACUCUCAUGCUCCACGGUCACACUACUAGCGCUCUCAUUUUCAAAGCGCAGACACUCCCAUUCCGAUCCAAGCUGGACAAGUCAUUCACCUUCGACUUCGUGGAUGGUCCUUACACAUUGCCGGCACCACGUGGUCUGUCAACAGUCGUUUCAACCUCUUACGGCUGGAUCAAAAACAACGAUAUCGACAGCCUACGUGAAGCUGUCCAAUGGCUAACAAGCUAUGUCGAGGUCAACGGACCAUACGACUGCAUCUGCUGUUUCUCCAAAGCUUCAGCAGUCGUAAUGGCUAUGCUCAUGGACGAAACCCUCGUUGACACGGGACUGCGCGAGCGUAUCAUGCCCGGUUCAAUCAUCUUCAUCAACGGCAGCAUUGAGUACCCGUUCCUCGAGGAGCUAGGCAUGCCCAUCACCCCCAAAGCUCGCCAAAUCAAAUAUAAAACCGAACAGCUGGUCAAGCAAAGAAUCGAAGGCGUUGCCAAACUUGCCCGGACCCUUGUGAAGCCUGGUGUUGGUAAUGGUCUCUGGGAUGAUACUAGCAAGUUGAUGCACAACCCCAAGCGUCUGCCUCCGGUCUUCGAUUGUUUUGGCUUGGAUUUCACCUUCCUUCCCCAAGAGGCUUUGCUCAGCAUCCCCAGUGUGCAUAUUGUUGGAGCAAAGGACCCUAUUUGGCCUUCAGGUGUUCAGCUGGCUUAUCUAUGUGAUCCAGCUAAGCGUCAGUUCUAUGAUCACCAGGGUGGUCAUGAUUUGCCUAGGACGCCCCAAGUGGGCGCUGAUAUUGCGGCGAUCUUCAAGGAAUUGUCUUUGAAGAUGAAAUGCUAG